Fusarium venenatum is the source of this 771-nucleotide messenger RNA. The record is from RefSeq and is a predicted model, not a curated record. NCBI's taxonomy places the organism in Eukaryota, Fungi, Ascomycota, Sordariomycetes, Hypocreales, Nectriaceae.
AUGACGCUUAGAUGGACUAACGACUGUCCUUUACGGGUAAGCCUCUUUUACAUACCAACAAAUAUCUGGCAGAUGCUUGAUUCAACGAAAGAGGAGGCCCUCGGCAAACACUGGAGCGACCUCAUGCAUUGCUACAGCCAAAUGAACUUCACAAAGAGUGGAGAUCAACUAGCUGCUAUCCACGGAAUUGCAACAUAUCUAUCGUGUCGUCAUGAAGUGCGCGAAAGAGAACAGCGAUCCAAGACUGAUGACUUCCCCAGUUGGUCCUGGGUCUCAGCUAAGGGAGUUGUUGAAAUUUCACACGGUCACCACAACAACGAAACUUCGUGGAUGAAAUGGAUUGGCGGAUUCCCAACAGACAACAAGAUACAAGACUUCAAGAAAAUUGUAAACCGACAGAUCCAUUUCUCGGCACCUCUGGUACCGCUCACGGCUGAAAGGGAUGCCGAACAGUACAAUUCGCACUGGACAUCAUUCGUACUCUCCACCAUAUGGCCGGGAAAUGAACUUUACAUUUCCUUUGACUAUUCUGAAUCUGAACUUGUCUAUUUCAAAGAGUCAUAUCUGUUGUUCCUGCUGGAGGCGCGCAAUCACUAUGUCGACAUGGUCAUUCUAAAAGGAAUUGUAGUAAAAUGCUCUUGGAUGGAUGGCGAUAAUAUGUAUCAGCGGAUUGGGAUGUUAAGCAUCUCAGACAAGGACAUGGGAGUAGGAUUUGAAUGUUUAGACUCUCGUUACUUAGAGGACUGGAGAACUGACGUUAUUCUAGUGUAA